Molecule: messenger RNA, 4380 nt
Organism: Spodoptera litura
Lineage: Eukaryota; Metazoa; Arthropoda; Insecta; Lepidoptera; Noctuidae
Molecular function (GO): DNA binding
Source: RefSeq, a predicted model, not a curated record
CCUAUAAACUGUCCCUAUGUACGUACGUAAGUCCUCAGCGAAAUUACAUUAAUUUAAUCUAGUCACCUUAUAAUUAUUGGAAAUUAUGUAAAAUUUGUUACUAUUCUGAGCAUUUCAGUGUCUUCUAAAUUAAUAUUAUAUUGUUACAGACUGCAUAUCGUAAUAUCGGAGCCGAUCAAAAUUCACAAUAAACAUAAAUUCGUUUCGUCUCAUUGUUUCAAACUCCAUCGAAAUGAAAUAAUUGUACCAAUCUGCUGACAUAUAUACUUAGUAAAACUGUUUCAGUUCGGGCUAUAAAAAAUUACUAACGUAAAAUUGUUACCGUGACAUUCUGUGCAUAAAUAACUAGAUUUAUUGAUGCUUCGGCGUUUAAACAGAUUAUGGUAAUUUAUGGUUGAGUACAAUGGCAGGAUAAUUACAAGAUACAUAAAAAUAUGAUCGUAAAAUGAAAUAUCGGAAGGAAACUUUCUAGGCGUUUAUUGCGCGAAUAUUUCACUGUUAUUGUUGUUUUCGGAUACUGUAGCAGGUAAUUUGCCACCAAUCAGACUUUGUUACAAAUUCUUAAAGAUAAUUAAUUUCUUUAAAAAAAAUUAGGUAUCCAUGACGUUUUGCAAAGGCGAUAAACCUUUAUUGUUAAAGAGCCUUUGUGGAUAGUAUUACAGGCUGCACGCAUGACAUUCCGUUUACCUACGUGUUGACAUUGGUAACAAUUGCUACGGUAAAGUAAAAGUCUGUCUGGUGUAAACCACUCCACUUGUAUUAUAUGUACUUCAUUGGUAUGAUUUAGAUGGCAACCUCGCAUGAUCCAGCAAACUGAAUGACUCUCACUUGCGUGAACAUUGACUAUUUAUUACAGUUUUUAUUACGUCUGUAGCUAUCGUCUCAAACUGAAGGGGUUUCGUAAACAUUUCUAACGAUUGGACAUCUGAGAUCAUUUGUGAGAGAUAUCCGUCGGACGGCACAGAUGUAACGUAGUAACUAUGCAGCCUUGCAUUUGGUACUAUAAAAAUAGCUAGAAACUAGACAGCAGAUGUGCUAUGUAGAGCCACAAUGAUAAACAAUAGGUACAUAUGUAUAUGUUUAUUGGUUUAUAUUACGCAAAGUGGAUGUAAAGUUGGUAUUUAGUUAUGACGAUGUCGUGCAGUUGGUUUGUCCUAUUUAGCCGCUCCCGGGACACUUCCAACUCGGUACAAACCGAGAUGACUCAUUAAAUGUUGGCCACAGUUUUAUCUCCGGGGAAUUUCUCCUUUGUUACACACGCUAGCGUUUUGGCUACUAGUCAAAUAUCUACCGAAAAAAAACUGUAAGUGCUCCAAACGUAUGUACUCUAAAAGGGAAAGAUUAAGACUGAAAAACAGACGUUUAUGACUUCACUCUCUUCGAGUAGAAUUCUAAAAACAUACCUAAACUGAAUAGUAUUCUUUUCUACAAUCAACAUUAGACACAACCAACACAUUUUUAGCACAAUACAAUAGUGGGUGCGUGUAAUUAAUUGCUUACACUUACUAUUCACUACAUACUAUGAAUUGAGUAGUGAUAAAAUGGUACACAAUUUACUGUCUUUAGCAGACAAUGUCUAUCGUUAGCUAUUCCAUAUUUUUGUUUUAUCAUUAAUUUCACAAUGAGCUGCACUCACCGGUAUAAUUAGUACAUCAUUUUGCUAUAUUGUAAAUUACUUCAAGUAAUUUAUUUAAUUUCGAGUACAAUGACUCACAGUAUUAACAUUACACUACGUCAGGUCGGUAGGCUGACAAGUAAAUAAAUGUACAAUUGACAUGAGUGACGUAUUCAAUAAUUAGCUCCAAGCUAUGUACAUAACUGGUUUUAAAGAUAAAACCAGGUUUCCUCGUCAGUGUUACACGACCGGACAAAGGCAGGAUCUAGAUAAUUAGUUGCGGACAAAAAUAGUCGUCGCAGUCGGGCCCUGGGCCAGGUGACGUCAGCGCGCCAGGGCCGGCGGCGGGGCAAGACGGGCCCCGCGCCAGUGUCGCGCGCGCCGUCAGCCCGCUCGCACGCCACCUAACGAGCCUGAGUCAGCUGCCACCAGCCGCCGCUCCGCUGCCGCCUGCCGUCUACCGCCUGCUCGCCUCCACCGACCCCCCUCCCGGCUGCCUACGCGAUCCUGAACCGCACACUCACUUGGUGCAAUGGUCAGAAGAUACGAAAGAAUGAGCGGACGCCAGUCCUGGAAUGAAGAUGACAUGGCGAAGGCUGUAGCCGCUGUGGUGUCAGGUAAGAUGGGAUACAAACUGGCUGCCAGGACAUUUCACAUACCUCGCUCCACGCUGCAAAGACGCGCCAGCAAGAUAAGGUACCAGCAGCCAGAUGAUCCCAAGCCUUUAAUGGGUCAUUACCGAAGAGUCUUCACGGAUAGUCAAGAAAAAGACUUGGUCGGAUACAUCAAGAGUAUGGAAAAGUAUUUCAUGGGUGUCUCCAGGAGGGACAUUCGGGAAUUAGCGUAUCAAUAUGCAGAAGACAACAAUCUGAAUCAUCCAUUCGACGCCAACACUAGAAUGGCAGGCGAAGACUGGGUAAGGAAUUUUCUCAAGAGGAAUCCAGAACUGCUCGACAAGUCAGAUCACGAAUGUGGCUUGGAGCCCGUGAACUUUGAUCAGUUCUACCACUUUAUGUGUCAGUUGUCAUGAUGAAACGUAUUUUAGUACGAUAAAACUAAAACUAGUUGUAAGUAAAAAGGUCAAGUUCGCCCCCGAGAGAGCCUCAAUAUUAAUGUAUGAUAUAUUAUGUGAAUCCAACCUGUGUAUACUACAAGCCCACUCUUGCAAUCAAUAUUAUGAAUAUGUUGGACACGGUUGCUCAACAACACACAUUCGUAUUCUAAAACUGUUAACCACACCAAGAUUUAAGGCGUUUUGUACCCACGAGUUGGAACAUUAAGUACAGUAAGACUUUUUGGAAACGUUUUAAUAUUUAUAAUAACAAAAUUGUAGCAAAAGUAGUUAAAAAGAGCCAAGCUCAAAAUAUGCGAUGUUACCUUUGAUAUUUUUCUUUAUUCGGUUAGAUAAUAUAAUUUUGUUAAUCUUCGGGGCCGUAGCGCGAGAUGCGGGCAGAGGCUGCUAUGCCCUCGCACCGACGUCAGAGUCGCGGUCCUGCACUUAUUAAGUACUUACGAAGUCUAUAGUUGUAUCUGAUUUAUAGUUUAAAUUUUGUUAUUUAAUGGUACUAAAAUAUAACUUGCUAAAUUAAGGGCUGUGAUAACAGAGAAAGGUGUAUUUUUAUGGAACAUAUCUAUUGAGGUGAUGUAUCUAUUUACAAAGAAGGUUUCUGAUAUUUAAAUUUAGUAUUGCUUAUUACUAUUGUUUACUAUAAAUGCUGAGUAUUGGUAGUAACAUUAGCAAAAUGUUCCGUAACAUUAUUUGUACCGGCAAGGUGCAGCACAGCGGUGCUCUGAUUAGCAAUAUUUCCUUCGUGUGCAAUAUUUCAACUGACUACUUUAUAGGCAAAUAAACCUAUGCUUCGCAUCACACAAGAAGGGUUUAAUAACAUGUUUCAGCGUACUUAAAGCAACGCAUUCAUAAAUUGCCAUUCAGCCAUGCGUGUAGAUUUUGGUGCAUAUAAUUACUGACGAACGAAAAAGUUACCUAGCUAGACAGUACAUGAAAAGGACACAGAAAAUAAAUGUAUGUUAACGAUAAGUGUAAAUCCAAAAUCUAAUUCAUAUAAUAAGAUCAUAAACCACGUCGUCCAUUUUAUUAUGCUCUAAUCUGCUAUAUUUUAUUCCAUUCAUUAACAGAGAUAUUUAGUCCGGGGCAACCGGGACCUGGAAAUAGAGUCAAUAAAUCAUGAAAUACACGCAAAUAAAUCCGCGUAUAUAGCAAAAUAUAUUCCCAUUAGCAGAGUUUGGCGCAGCGCACAGUUUGCCAGUUACGGAACAUUUACCCCUAAUGAAUGCUGAUAACGAACGCGUCAGCAUUGCUAGCUCAAUCCACCACACCGCUACUACUCAGCACUGCUUGACGUGCCCGGUAACCGCUACCUACGUCAUUUACAUUUUUAUAUAAGCACUUUAUUCGUGGUAUAGGGAUGGGAUGGUGAUAUUCGUGGGAUUUCGGCUUAUCUAAUUUAUUUCGCCCCUAGUAAAAUUAUUAUACUCGUGUUUCGUCCAAAUCAAUGCUAUUUUUCUAUCGUUACUAUUUAAUCCCACUGUACCAAAUUAGUUAUAUUAUUAUCGUUACCUGAUUCAAGUUUUGAUCUCUUUAACUUAGUUCAAAAUAGCAAAUUGUAUAUUUAUUUAGAUCUCGAAAUACUAAAUGUUGUUGGUUUUAAAAGAAAAUUUAACAUUUGAAAAACAUUACCUAUUUGCCAAACUAUGUUGUUAUUUUGAGAUUUAUUUUUAAUUAAUAUAAUAAUAAUAUAUUCCUG